Effrenium voratum is the source of this 1620-nucleotide messenger RNA. The record is from the annotation of a GenBank genome assembly. NCBI's taxonomy places the organism in Eukaryota, Dinophyceae, Suessiales, Symbiodiniaceae.
AUGGACGCGGAUGCUCUUUUGACCUCCUCCAGCGGAAAGUUGGAAGUGACGCCCACCAACGGAGGCUCCAGCGCCGAGUGCGACAUUUUCAUGCGCUGGGAGAAGUCCGACCGCGCGGACCGCCUGGGACUGUUUCGAGCCGCAGACAUCUUCUGCGACACCAGCGGCAAGAACGGGUUGAACCUGAUGCCCUUCGAGUUCGUUACGGCGCAGUACGGCACGGACCAUCCCAAGGUGUGCCUCAUCAGCGAAUUUUCGGGUUGUAGCCGCGUGCUCAUGGGUGCGCUGCGGAUCAACCCCUGGAACAACUCCGCCCUCUGCGCCGGGUUCGAGCGAGCGCUCACCAUGGCGGAGGAGGAGAAGAAGGAUCGGUUUGAGUGUAACUUGCAGUAUGUGAGCAAGAACUCGCCGAUGAUGUGGUUCGAGGACUUUCUCACGGACCUCCGGAGGGCGCGGAAGAAGGACGACGUGAGAUUGGAGACGAUUGGCUUCGGUGCCAAGACCCGUCAGGUGGCAAUCGGCUCCAACUUUCAGAAGCUCCCGAUCAACGCGGUGCUACAAGCCUUCCGGCAAGCGCGGAACCGUGUGCUCUUCUUCGACAACGAGGGUACUCUCGCGGCGGACAAGAGGUUCCUGGAUCGGCAGUACAUGGCGCACAACAACGACAUGACGGAUCUCCAAAGCCGAGGAUCAGCUCCCAACCAGCACGUUUUGGACUGCCUGCAGACCUUGAGCUCUGAUAGCCGCAACACCAUCAUGAUCCUCAGCGGGCGCAACCAGUCGAUGAUGGAGGAUUGGUUCGGGAAGCUCCCACGGCUGGGCCUGGCGGCCGAGCGAGGCUUCUACUACCGCUUGCCCUUCCACACGGGCGGCCAGUGGCAUUGCAUGGUGCAGAAGCCAGACUACACGUGGAAGUCCUUUGCUUUCGAGAUCAUGCGCCAGUUUGUGAAGAGGACGCAGGGCAGCUUCAUAGAGAACAAAGGCAGUGCGCUGGUCUGGCAGUACAGAGACGCGGAUCCGCACUUCGGGUCUUGGCAGGCCAAAGAGCUCAGCUCCCAUUUGAAGGAGUUGCUCACCGGCUAUGACUUGGAGAUUCUCGAAGGCAAGGGCUAUGUCGAGGUGAAGGUGCGUGGUGUCAACAAAGGCGUCGCGGUCACCAAAGCGCUCAACAAGGUUUCGCAGACCUUUGGCGAGGUGGAUUUCGUCCUGUGCAUCGGUGACGACCGCAGCGAUGAGGACAUGUUUGAAGCCAUCAAUCUGAUAGAUCCAGAGGCGGAGACGUCCUCGCAGAUGAGCACCACGGACGAUAGUUCCGAGAACGACGACAGUGGCACGGGCAGGCUGAAGGCCAAGUCGGAGACGCUGCUGCCGAAGCGGCAGAGCAGCGGACGGCUCUCCUCCUCUGCAGGUGGACUCUGCGGGAUGAGCGGGGACUUGAGAGGUAGCCUGGGCGGAGGUCUCGCGAGCCUUGGAGAGGAUGCGUUGUCACAUUCGACCAGGAAGUUCUUCACCGUGACGGUGGGCCGAAAGCCCAGCGCCGCUAAGUUCUUCCUGGACGACACCGACGAGGUCUCGGAGCUGCUGGCGAGUUUGAAGCAGGUGGCGGAGAAGCAGAACAGG